Messenger RNA from Opisthocomus hoazin, 2214 nucleotides. Lineage: Eukaryota; Metazoa; Chordata; Aves; Opisthocomiformes; Opisthocomidae. The record is from RefSeq and is a predicted model, not a curated record.
AUGCAGCUGUGCAGCCUGUCAGUGGUGGUGUUACGCCACGCGUUGGGAAUAAUGGUGUCAAGGCAGGGCUUGCUCCUGCCCUGGCAUCUGUUCUGGCCUGCUGUGUGCGAGGGGAUAGAGCUGAUUGGCAUCAUUAGGGACACUAGUAGGAGAUAUGAAAACAAAGCUGGAAGUUUCAUUACUGGAAUAGAUGUAACAUCCAAGGAAGCAAUUGAGAAAAAGGAACAAAGAGCAAAACGCUUUCAUUUUCGAGCUGAAGUGAAUCUCGCUCAAAGGAAUGUGGCACUGGAUCGAGACAUGAUGAAGAAAGCAAUUCCUAAAGUGAGACUGGACACAAUUUACAUUUGUGGGGUGGACGAGAUGAGUACACAGGACAUCUUUGCCUAUUUCAAAGAGUAUCCUCCUGCUCAUAUUGAGUGGUUAGAUGAUACGUCAUGUAAUGUGGUCUGGCUUGAUGAAGUUACAGCAACACGGGCUCUAAUAAAUAUGAGUUCCUUGCCUGAUCAGGAGAAAACAAAAAGCAGAGAAAACAAUGAAGAAAAGACAGCUGAAAAAAGCAAGAAAGAAAAACAGGAGGAAAGUUCUGAUGAUGAGACAGAAGAAGGCGAGGUUGAGGAUGACAAUCCAAGUGACGUCGAGUUGGAUGCCCUCUCCCAGGUAGAAGAGGAUUCUCUCCUGCGUAAUGAUCUUCGCCCUGCCAAUAAACUGGCUAAAGGAAACAAGCUAUUCAUGAGAUUUGCUACUAAAGAUGACAAAAAAGAGCUGGGAGCUGCAAGGCGAAGCCAGUAUUACAUGAAAUACGGCAAUCCGAAUUAUGGAGGCAUGAAGGGGAUUCUUAGCAAUUCUUGGAAACGAAGAUACCAUUCACGUCGAAUCCAUCGGGAUGUGAUAAAGAAAAGAACACUUAUUGGGGAUGAUGUUGGCUUGACUCCUCCUUAUAAACAUCGUCAUUCAGGCUUAGUAAAUGUUCCUGAGGAGCCUAUUGAGGAGGAAGAAGAGGAGGAAGAAGUUCAGGAUAUGGAUGAAGAUGACAGAGUUGUGGUAGAGUACCGUGAUGAACUGCAAGCUUUUAAACAAUCCCGAGAUCGCAGUGCAGCAAGGCGAUCGAGUGCUAGUGCAUCUGAUUCUGAUGAAAUGGACUAUGAUCUUGAACUGAAAAUGAUAUCAACACCCUCUCCUAAAAAAAGCAUGAAAAUGACAAUGUAUGCAGAUGAGGUGGAAUCACAACUGAAAAAUAUUAGGAAUUCCAUGCGAGCAGAUAGCAUAGCAACCAGUAACAUAAAAAAUCGGAUUGGCAGUAAAGGAUCAUCAGAGAAAGUUGCAGAUGUAAGACUACUGUUAGAAGAAAAACGUCAGAAUAAUAGUGGGCCACGUCAGCCAAACAACACUGUAAAAUCAGAUGUGCGGCAAAGACUGGGAAAAAGACAACAUUCUCCAGAAAUUAAACCUCCAAGUAGUACCUCUGCUCCUCGUCGAGAACCAAUAUCAGAUGUACACAGCCGGUUAGGAAUCCCCAAACAAGAUGUGAAAGGCCUCUACUCUGAUACCAGAGAGAAGAAAUCAGGUAAUUUAUGGACCCGAUUAGGGUCUGCUCCGAAGACACAAGAAAAGCCUUCAGAUAAACCUGAAAACUCUGCGGCAUCUCCAGAGGAAGAUGAUUCAGAACUCCAGCGAGUUUGGGGUGCUCUCAUUAAGGAAAAAGAACAGUCUCGGCAAAAAAAGAGUCGAUUGGAUAAUUUACCAUCUCUACAAAUUGAAAUCAGCCGAGAAAGCAGUUCUGGAUCAGAUACUGAAUCAUGAUUGUUUUUACAUUCUGAUCCUCAACAUUGUGACUCUGCAGUGUGGCAAGAUUUCCUUUGCCCAAAAGCCGGACGCUGGCAAAGACUCUGCAGUGAAGGUUCCAGAAGUGUCUCUGUUCCUUUUAUACAAAAGCAGAGAUGCGUAUACCACUUGAAACCUAAAGCAAUCAUGUUUGUCUGGAGUCUGUGGUUGGCCCUGUGUUAUGUAGGGCAUUGUCAUUUAUGUUUAUUACAGCAAACUUGUAGUUAAUUCUAGCAAAACACUUUUCCCCCAGCUUUGAACUGAAGAGAAGAGGCAGAAAUGCUUUGUAUUUUUAAGACGACCUUUUUGUUCUUAAUAUUUUUAACAUGGAGCCUUUUAACAAAAUGUUUUACACAGUUCAUCCAAAGAACAGGGCAUUUCAUAAUCGACAUC